Molecule: messenger RNA, 11906 nt
Organism: Epinephelus moara (kelp grouper)
Lineage: Eukaryota; Metazoa; Chordata; Actinopteri; Perciformes; Serranidae
Gene: rbm15b
Product: RNA binding motif protein 15B
Exons: 1
Coding region: 2095-4626 (843 amino acids)
Biological process (GO): regulation of alternative mRNA splicing, via spliceosome
Cellular component (GO): nucleus
Molecular function (GO): mRNA binding
Source: RefSeq, a predicted model, not a curated record
GGUCCAGUGUGAAGGAUUUGAUUUAGGGGGAAACAGGCAGAAAUGGAGCAUAAUAUAAGCAUGUUUUCUUUAAUACACGUUCUCAGUGGGUGUUGGCCUCCACCAGGGUUGUCUUUUGUCAUCGAUCCUGUUUGUAAUCUUCAUGGACAGGCUCUCAAGGUGCAGCCAGGAGGAAAGGGUCCGGUUUGGGGAUCUCAGAAUUGCAUCCCUGCUUUUUGCAGAUGAUGUGGUUCUGUUGGCUUCAUCACACCGUGACCUCCAGCGUGACCUGGGACGGUUUACAGUAAGUGGGGAGCGGUUGGGAUGAGAGUCAGCACCUCCAAACCUGAGGUCAUGGUUCUCUCCUGCAAGACGAUUGCUCCCUCUGGGUUUGGGGAGAGUUACCGUCCCAAGCAAAGGAGUUAAAGUAUCUCAGGGUCUUGUUCACGAGUGAGGGUGGAGUGAAAUGGACAGGCUGUUUGGCGCCACGCUGGCCCUUUGUGGUGAAGAGGAAGCUGAGCCAGAAGGCAAAGCUUUACUGGUUCAGCUACAUGCCAACCCUCACCUAUGGUCAUGAGCUCUGGGUAGUGACUGAAAGAAUCAGAUCACAGAUACAAGCGGUUGAAAUUAGUUCCCUUAGAAGGGUGUCUGGGCUCAGCCUUAGAGAUAGGGUGAGGAGCUCGGACAUGUGGAGGGAGCUCAGAGUAGAGCCGCUGCUAUUCUAACUGAAAGGAGGAUUUCAAGUCAUGGUAGAUAAUCAGAGUCCUAAUGGUGUAGUAUUUAAAAUGAAUGUCCCACCCCCCAUGUGAGUUUUCUUUGAGACCAUUUGCACUCAUUAUAUAAAACCUAACAUUUAAAAUAGCUUAAGUAGACGUUAAACAAAAUGCUGACUUUUUGUUUUCAUUAACAAAUGUUUUGUGUGUAAAUGACCCUUAGUUGAGCAUAGAAUUUAAAUGCUUACAAAAUACAUACCCAAGACAAACAACAACAAAUUACACAAUGUUAAUAUCAUAUUUAAUCUAUAUAAUUUAUAUAAGGCUUUACAAAUGCUGUUUUCAUUGCUUUACCAUUCUUCAAUCUGUGUAAUGUUUCGACAUAGUGUCAAAAUUCUCUUUUCAGUUUAUGUACGUGUGGCUUUGUUUUGGGCCAUUUACAUUUGUGAAUAUAAAAUGUUCCAAAUAAAAUAAAGAGGUUCAAAAUAAACAUUAUUUUGCAAUCAAUAAAACUCGUAUCAUGAAAAAGAAAUACAGUGUCUCUUUUUAAAAAAAAUAAUAAAAUAUUUGAACCAGUCAACAUCUUAAAGAAAUGUUCUAGAUACAUACAAAAUAAAUGUUACAAAUAAUUUCAAUUUCAUAAUUACAAAACGCACAUUUUCCAUCAGUUCACAUCUGAAUCUAGAGAGCACCUGCUUUACAGAAUAAUGUAUAAAUGUAAAUGUGUAACUUUAAGUGAAACUUCUGAUUUUGUGGGUGUCACAAUAUUUCUCAAAGUUCCAGUCCGACAAUUAUCAUUUAAGAAACUUUACUGAACAAUUUAGAUUUACAACAAUAAGAUAAGAUAAAUAUUAUCAGAGUAAAUUGGCAUGAAACUGGGUAGAAAAGAAAAAACAGAGAAGGAAAAAAUUUUGUCAGCCCAAAUAAAGGACAAAAUAAAAUAGUUAACAGAAAAAAUAAAUAAAUAAAGAUAAAAAUAAAUAAAACAUAAAUUAAUAAAAAUAAUACAAAACAAAGUUAUUUGGUCUUUAUUUGAAAGUGAACCGUUUUUAUUUUCAGGUUUCAGUCCGAAAAUUAUUUUAGUGUCCAAAAUAAAGCGUGCUACGUCAUGACGGCCGCCGACGGUGCGUCAUCGCAGUCUCCGCCUUUCUCAGGGAAAGCACACAUUCCUAUUGUCCAAGAUGGCGGCGUAGGUGCAGACCCUCCGCGGCUGACAUGUUUUUAAACGUUUUUAUGCCUUUAUCCCGACAUAUAUGCAACAACCCGGGGCUCGGACUGGAAGCGUGUGUUUGUCGAAGCCGUCGUCUGCCACGUUGUUUCUGCUAACACCCCUGCAGUUCGCCCCCCAGGCCGGAUUCCCGCUGCAGGCACCGAAAAGUUUGGGCUCCAUCAUCCUUUGAAGAUGAAGAGGCAGGCCGGGAGAGAGACUAGUCCGUCCAGGGCCGUCGCUAAACGGAUACGGGAAAGGGAACGAGAGAGUGCACGGAGGGAGGAGCUGCCGCCGCCGCCGCCGCUGGCUCUGCUGCUGGCGGAGAGCCGGGGAUACCACCGACGGAGCCGAAGCAGGGAGCGGGAGAAGCCGCGGCUGAGGGAGGAGCGAGCGGCCGCCCUGGAGCUCCACCACCGACACGAGCUCAGCCUCCUCGGCCGUCCGCCGCUACGGACCACGGCGGCGGUGGAGCUCCCCGCCGCCAGACCGGGCACUCUGGAGUACAAAACGCUGCUCAUCAGCAACCUCGGCUCGCAGGUCACGGACGAGGACGUGGAGGACGCGCUGUUUCACGAGUUCAAAAAGUUCGGGGACGUCAGCGUGAAGCUGUCGCACACACCGGAGCUGGGCCGGAUCGCCUACGUGAAUUUUCGGCACCCGGAGGACGCCAAAGAGGCCAGACACGCCAAAUCCUCCAGGUUAGUUUUGGGUGACCGACAGCUUAAAAUUGAACCCAUGUACGUCAGGAGGCGGAGCGUCACGCCGCCAGAUGCUGGAUAUUUGCCUCUGCACGCACCGUACCCCUACAGACAGCGCUCCCUGUCCCCGCCCGGUCCCGGGGUGAGUAACAUCAGAGACAUCAGGGCGAGACAUUACGCCUUGGAGACCCUGGGUAUCAGCAGGGAGAGGGAGAGGCUCUUGGAUUAUUAUGGUAUGCUGGAUGAGAGGGGCCGGCCCUAUGGCUUCCCUCCAAUGCCAGUGGUGGAGGAUUUAAAACCUGAGGAUGAUCAGAGGGCGACCAGCAACCUUUUUAUUGGCAAUUUGGACGGUAAUGUUACAGAAGUAGAACUAAGGAGGGGGUUUGACAAGUAUGGCAUCAUAGAGGAUGUUGUGAUUAAACGCCCAGCCCGUGGACAGGGUGGGGCGUAUGCUUUUGUGAAGUUUCAGAACCUGGACAUGGCCCACCAGGCCAAGGUGGCCAUGCAGGGGCGGCUUAUGGGUGGAAAUCCAAUAAAGAUUGGCUAUGGCAAAGCUAACCCCACCACACGGCUCUGGGUGGGCGGCCUUGGGCCUGGAAACUCCCUGGCUGCCCUCGCUCGGGAGUUUGACCGCUUUGGAAGUAUAAGGAAUAUCGACUAUGUUAAGGGGGACAGUUUUGCUUACAUUCAGUAUGAAAGUCUGGACGCUGCUCAAGCCGCCUGCACCCAGAUGAGGGGGUUUCCGUUAGGUGGUCCGGAGCGGCGACUGAGGGUGGACUUUGCUAAAGUUGAGGAGAGCCCCUCCCGGCCAUUUCCUCCUGGUUACCAGCCUCCUGUCGCGGUACCCUCCCACUAUGAUCUCCUCGGGGAGGCCUACAGCCGUCAUCGCAGCCUGGAGCGGGAGCUGAGGGGAGUCAGGGACCGCUCGUCGCCACCCUCCCACAGCCUCCUCUCCCAGAGGGAGAGAGAGAGGGCCCUGUUGGAGAGAAACUACCCCACCAGCCCCACCCGUAGCCUGGAGAGGAGAAUGGGAGGAGUGGAAGCAUUUGGGAGGAGUGGGAGAGCAGCAAGGAGCCGCAGCAGGAGCAGGGAGAGGUGGCUGAAGGAGAGGGAGGAGAGGAGGAGCAGGAGGAGGAGCAGGAGUGUGUCCACUGACAGGCUGACAGAGGAGAGGGAGAGAGACAGGGAGAAGGAGAGGGGGAGGUCGAGGGUUCGAGGUCUGGGUGGGGCUGUCUCUCCUGACGCGAGCCCAGACAGAGCGCGGGUUCGAGCUCCUGACUCCACCACAGAGCCCAGAGACCACUCCCCCGAGAACGGAGGAGGAGGGCGACACUCCGCCAGCAACGAAGAAGAUCCACCAUUUGGCCGCCACCACAGCAAGAGGUCCAGCGAGCAUCUCAACAAUCAUCACCAUCGAAACAGCGAGGUCAUCGCCGCCGUCUCCCCUGCGAUCCACACGGACACCCACACCUCCUCCUCUCCCAGCACGCUGUCAGAGUUCGCCCAGGCGUCGCUCUCCAAAUCGUGGCACGGCUUCUUUGCUCUGAAGAACAGCAGUUUCCCCACAGACCUGUACAUGCUGGAGGGGGGUUCCACGUUCUUCAACACGGUGAUGAAGGACACCCUGAAGCUGCAGAGCCAGAACCAGCCCAGCCAGCUGAAGAUCGCCCAGAGGCUCCGCAUGGACCAGACCCGACUUGACGAGGUGUCGCGGCGCAUUAAACUCGGGCGGCCUGAUGGGUUCGCCAUCCUUUUGGCUCUCCAGGGCCCCAUCGACCGCCAGGCCCCGACCCCCGAGCCAGGCCUGCAGGCACGCUUGCUCCGCCACCUGGUGACCUACCUGCGGAACAAGGAGGCCGCUGGAGUCGUGAGCCUGCCUGCUGCAAAAGAGGGGGGGCCUGGGGCCAUGCUGUACGCCUUCCCACCUGGAGUGUUCUCACAACAGUACCUGCAGGCCGCCAAAAGGACUGUGGGUAAUCUGGACGAGGAGCACAUGGUUAUUGUGAUCGUCAAUGACACUAAUUGAUUUUAACACUGAAGAGAACAUACAUGUACAGACACUAAAGGCAUGCACACACACACACACACACAGAGCGAGCUGAGAGGAAACUCGCCUGACGACAAAUACUUCCAUGUUGUUUUCACAAAGAUGCAUUUUAUCGUUUUGUCCAGUAUCUUAAUAAUGAAACACAGCAACGUACACUACACGUCUCUCUUCUACUCUUCCUCAUUUAUUACACCGGGGGAAUUAAACGUUAAAAUGGUCUGUGAUGAAAAACACUUAAAGGAGAGGGGACGUUAAUGAAAGGCCUGCCGCACACACAGGCAGCACUGUUGCUUUUAUACUCUAAGCUGUAACAUACGACACUAAAUCUGAGGGUUUGUUUAUAUGCUCGUUUACUUUAUUUGUGUUCCUUUUAUCAGAAGUCGUUCUGUAUAUCCAGUAUAUGUGGGACUGGGAGGUUUUAUACCAAGUGAUUGUACUGUAAACUGAGUGGGAAAGUGAUGCCAGCUGAGUCUGGCUCAGGCUACUCCAGUUUGUGUGCUCUACUGGCUUCUACUCGCAGGUUGAGACUGUUGUGACGUGGUUUUAUUUCUUUUUGUUAAAAGCACCAGCCGCCACAGCCAGUAGAGACAAAAGUGAAUUUCCUGACCCGUCCCUGUGACUGUGUAUUUUACAUAGGUAGUGUUUUAUCAAUUGAACCAUUCCAGUUUCCUUUUUGUUUUGAGAGUUGUGAGCGUGUCAGUUUGGUCUGUCGUUGCAUGCAGGAAAAGAGAAAAAAAAAAGAUGCUAUAUCUUGUCUGUCUUUCAGAAACCUGUCGUCACUUGAGAUGUUUCAGUUUGCUGGAGAUUCGUGUUCCGCUGUCAUACCGGUGCGAGGUCUGUUCAUGUUACUAGUUCAGAUUUUAUAUUGUAUAACGGCUUUUAUUCAAUUUUAAUACAUGAAUCCAUCCAUCUCUCAUCCAUCCAUGCUCCUGUCUCUUUUCAUCUGCCGUCACUGUAGCUUCAGUCAUGUCUACCUGGUCCCAUAGUGCGAACGUCAUUUACAGGGAAUUUUGGUGUAGAAACCAGAACAGUUGAUGCUUAAAGUGAUUGCACCGACUUUAAAGGGAGUGUUUGGAUUUUUUUGAAGUGGGGUUGUAUGAGGUAUUUAUCCAUAGUCAUUGUGUUAAGCCGCUGUCCCACUGCACGACAAACCUGCUAAUAUCUGGCUUUUUAAUGCAGUGGGAAAGGUUUAAAUCGGCAUUCACACCGGGGUCGAAUCACUGCAGUAGACACGUGUCACCUCAGACUCCGAACAGCAUUAAUAGGAGGGGUCAUCCCUAUGUUUCCCGGGUUCUAUGUUCCCCACUCAACCAAAAAGGGUUCUAUGUUUCCCGCUUGGUUGAGCAGGGAACAUAGAACCUGGGAAACAUAGAUACGCUCCCUAAUAGGAAUCACGUGAACGUGCUAAUUUCAGCUCCUCUACCGGUGAGAUGCAACAAAACACCGUCUGUCUCCACACAUGCUGCUCUAAAAACAUUAAUCCAAAUGGGUCUGCACCGAGUUUGAAAGAGAGACUGAAUCACAAAGAGAUGUAUAGAAACAAGUAACCUACUACUACUGUUUACCUGUUCUCCGGCCUGUCCGUGACGUUGAACAUGACACACACAAAAAAAACACACAGAAAGGCGGACUCAUCUGCUGCAGAGCCGCUCUGGUGUGCUGGCAACAGGAAAAGAGUCGACAGCCUAUUUUUAGUUGGUUCACCUGUGUUUUUAAAAGGGUGUUGCGUUUGUAGAUGGUGAUCAGUUUGGAGAAGCAGACAGGCGUGCAGCCACAGACGCUAAGCGAUGUACUGCUGUGGACAGGAGCAGCAGCUAAACAUACUCUAGACACUGAAAAAAAAAAAGUAUCAGUUUAAAUGUACGCUCUAUUUAAAAUAUUUUCAUCGCUCUAUCUUGGCAUCAGACAGCCUCUCUGAUGUGGAGCUGAUGCUGUUACGUUGCUCUCUUUUAAGCCACCAGACGCCACUGACAAAAGCAUUUUUCCUCACUGGACACGGGACACGGGACAUGCUCGCCUGUCGCUGCCUCGAUAGUUUGUGUUGUGUGACUUUGGUGAAUCCAAACUAACCUAUUAAACAGCAGAGACACACAGCACACACAGAUGUCCCGUCAGGAGAGGCUAACCAGGCAAAAGGGGCCUGAUGACAUAAUGCUGACACAUUUUGCAGUGAUAGCAAUAACCUAGGCUCGCUGUGACUGGUGUUACAUGGUGUUUGGGCAUACACAGCUUACAUUAAUUGCCAAACGCCCCGGCUGUCGUAUUGCUUUUUUAAAUGAAUGCUUAGUGUGACGAUGGCUGCACUGAGUGGCAGCUCAAAAUAUUAUAAGUGAGAUUUUCUCAUCACGUGAUGAGCGUAAGGAGAGUUGACAGACAAGACGAUGGUGGAGAAGUCAGUGUCAAAGCAAAAACUAGGAGGCUUCUUUGCCGAUGGAGUCAGAGGUAGACCAGUGAUCCUAAGGAGUCUGGUGGCUGUAAAGAGAGAGCAUAGACGGAUACAGCGGCUUCAGUCUCCGUCAGAAUCUCUGUCUGACAGCGAGGUAAAGUGCUGAAGUGUAGCUUACACUUAACGUGACACUGAUUUGUUUUUUAGGUGGCUGAAAUAUGUUUUGUUGCUGCGCCCGUCCACAGCAGCACCUCGCUGAGCUCCCACGGUGGUGCUGCAGCCUGCUUCUCUAAACUCUGGGCGUGUCGACUGACAUCUACUGUAGGUAAUACUCUGACUGUUAUAGUGCCUUAUACAACCCAGUUAAAAAAAUCCCAACUGUCCCUUUAAAUUUCCCUCAAAGCUCUUUAAUUAUCUCUAGAAAUAUACAAGCAACACAUGCAUGCUGAUUUCAGUCAGACUCACCUCAGGCUAAAUCUUUUCCAACAGCUGCAGAGAUAUGUCUUCAUGUCUUCAGCAUUAAUCUCUUGCGAUUUUUGUAACUGAACCGGCGCUGACUUAAUUUUUUACCAUUAAUGUUGAGUGAAUGUUUGUGCCAAGAUGAUGUGUCAGAGGAAAAACACUUGUCCCACCCAGAUGAUGAUGAAUGAAACCUUAGAGGGCAGAGAAAUAAAAAAAUGCGGAAAUAGUUCUGCUCACCUAAGAUGGCAGACGUACACUUAUUCUGUUGUCAUGGAAAUGAAGUGUUGUUAGUGUGUGACGGCUAGUUGUCACGGAAACAGGCAGCUCUUCACCUCUACAUUGUUUAUCUGUGUGUUCGUUGCUGUUUGCACCAACCAAAUGAGAAUGUAUAGCUCCUAUAGAAGACGUGUGAUACCUCAUGUAGUCUGGGCGGUGUUGGUGACGUCUCUCAUCAUCUCAGCUCUGUGCUGCACGUCGGCUACGUUUACUCCAUCUGGUGUUUUACUGACACCAGAUCAAGGUUGGUUAGAGCCUGAAAAUGUUUCCCGUUCUGUCACGUCAUGAGGAAAUUAAACCUGAUGGUGUUCGGAUUUUAACACUGUCGUCAUUUUACUUUGAAAAGGAGCAGUAAACACUGCGUCUGCUCAGUGAAGUGAGGACUGAAGAACUAGACGACAUGUCAGACUAAAGAUAAACAUGUUUGUUUAAUGCCCACCGUUUGUUUACAGCACAAGCAGCUUAAUAUGUAAAAGUUAAGACACAAAACACAUCUAGAUCUUAAAGGGAUAGUUUGAACUGGGGUUGUAUGAGGGGUGCUUACCCACAGUCAGUGUAUCACAUACAGUAGAUGUUAUUCAGCACGCCCCCAGUUUGGAGAAGCAGACUGGAGUCAACAUGGAAGCUUAUCAGUUUGCUGCUGUGGAUGGGUCAGCAACAAAACGUGUUUUAGCCACCUAAAAAAUAUAUAUCAGUUUAAGUGUACACUUCUGUCAGACAGCCUGUUCUGACAGGGAGGCGUUAACGGCUUCAGUUUCUUAUCUAUACUUGUCAAAGCCACCAGACUCCAUCGACAAAAACAGUAAUUUUAGCUCACUGAACACAGGAGCUGCUGGUCGACUGCUGCCUCUAUCAGUUAGUUCGUUUGUGUAAUUGUGUGACUUUGGUGAAUGUGAACUAACCCUUUUGAAUGCCAAAGCCACACAAUAACACAAAUAAAACACCUGUUAGAGGCAGCAGUGGAGCAGCAGCUCCUGUGCUUAGCCAAUGUUAAAUCACUGUUUUUCUCAGUGGAGUCUGGCUUUGUAGAAAGUGAUUUAACAGCUUCAUUUUCCAGAUGGAAAUCACUGUCUGACAAUAAUGUAAGUCAAUGAAAAUAUUCUACAUAUAACGUACACUUAAACUGAUAUUGAUUUUUUUUUUUUUUUUUUUUGAGGUGGGACUUUUUUUAGGCGGCUAAAACUGAUUUUGUUGCUGACCCCUUCACAGCAGUAGAUUGAUUAGCUUCCAUGUCCGACUCCAGCCUGCUUCUCCAAACUGGGGGUGCACCACCUGCCAUCUACUGUAUGUGAUACACCGACUAUGACUAAGUACCCCACACAACCCCACUUCAAAAAAUCUGAACUAUCCCUUAAAAGAACAUGUUCUUGAAGAGCAUUUGCAAGUAGAAAAGACAGGGCUGCAGCUAACUAUUACUAAUACAGAUUCAUCUUUAAUUAUCUUUAAAUUAAUUAAUCAUCCAUAAAAUGUCAGGUAAAACUACAUUUUGCCCCCCACAGUCUGCAUGUCUGAGGUAUAAUUCAAAAUGCUUUACUUAAGACAAGAAAGGAAUUCAGAGAACAAAAAAAAAAGUCCCAAAUGUGAAGUAAUUGAAGUAAUAUCCACCUGCAGACAAAAAGUCAAACUGUGUGCAGGAGGCAGUGUCUCUGUUGUAAAUGGACAUCUUAAUGUGGAGCCUAGUUUUCAUUCUUUCGUUCUGUCAGGCAGACGGUAGACAGAAAGCAGCUUUUGAACGGCACAGGAAAAACAAACGACAUAAUGUCAGGACAGUAAAACCAAACAUGCAUGACAAAUUGUUGCGAUGGUGAUGCCGACUUGUUGACAAAGAAUGGAAUAAAAUAUAUUAAUGAAACUAUUUUGGGUUUAUUAUUUGAUGUAAUUACUCCAGUAAGUGUCCAGGAGCUACGCAACAUCCAGAUGUAAAUCCUGUCAUGGGUGGACGGCAAAGAGCUAAGAUAUUUAAACCUUUGAUACCAUUGUUGGUAUGUUCUGCCACCUUUCAUUAUUUUACUGCUCUGCUCUGAAAUGACAUCCUGUUUCCUGUCGACCGUCUGCCUGAUCCCAUGUGAACGCAGCAGAACUGCCAGUGCUGGAAAGUAACUAUUUUAAUAGUAUUUGUACUUGAGUAUUUCCAUUUACGCCUCCGUUACAUUUGUACUUCUUACUCUGCUUUUACAGAUUAUUUGACAUACAAACGCUUGCUGGUAAAACUCUGUGAUUUUCAGUGAAAAAAGUGCCCUGGUUAUAAAGUAAUAUUCGUCUGGAAAUGAGUCGAUAAAGUUUUCCUUUCAUAUAAAAAGUGAAACAUCUGCAGCAUCUGUAGCACUUUAAUCUGUUUUCAGUAGAAUUCAUCUCCCAGCUGGCUGACAGCAACAUUAGCAGGGUUGCGACAGUAUGAAAUUUUUAUAGGCUCAGAAAAUAUUGUGGUUUCAUGGUAUCCCGGUAUUAAAGAAUUUAUCUUAUUAUCAGUCAGAAUGAGCCUCAAAGGAAUGAAAGCAGAAGGGUUCAAACCAUUUUGUUAAUGUGAGUUUGUGUAAAAAGUCUCCCCUUUGAAAAAAACUUAAAAUAAAAGGGAGAUUCAACAUUAAGUAUAAAUUUUUUUUUCAAUAUCGUAGAUAAGCAACUGUACACGGUAAAUAUCAGCUUUUAUAUCACGGUGUACCUUAAAAACCCCGUACAUCUCUGCAACCCUCAUCAUUAGACGUUGAUAUUUGGUUGAAUCUAGGUUGUGUCAUCGUGUGACCAAAAUUCAACGUCAGGACAACAUCAUCAGUUUGAUGUAGAAUACUGACGACAGAUGAUGAUAUUUUGUUUGUAUUAAGUUGUGGCGUUAAUUAACUAAAAUCAAACGUCGUAUGCCAGCGUCACCAUGACGUAAUGACAUUUAGUCGUAAGCUUUGAGAGAACAAAACACAACGUCUGCAAAUCGCGACAUUGUUAAUGUGACAUAUUUAAAAUAUCAUCAACCCGAUUUUCAUUCCAACCCAAAUUUAACAUCUGCCCGACAUUUGAGUCCAGCAUCUUUCUGACAUCGUAUGGUCGUCCGGUGCCAGCUGGCUAAUUUCACUAAUUAAGUGAAAAUCAAAUUUUUCCAAACCUUUAAUGCAGCAAUCUGCUUUAUUCGCUCUGGAUUGAUUGAAGACACAGACACUGCUUUGUAGAACAUUUAUAAAACAAGUUGAUUGAAAUCGGGUUGAAAUAUUCUCACUGCAAAAUCAGGUGUUAGGACUGAAUCACAAACAGAAAUGAUUUUGUAAGAGUGAGGUUUUGCAGAUUAAAAAGCCCAACACUUUUUAAAAUAGUUAAAAUCAGUUCGCCUCCACAUCUGUGAUGAUAUUCCUAAAAUAUAUAUAUAACACUACAAAAGGGACCAUUCUCAUCAUGAGCACUUCUGAUAUUUUAAGUAUAAUUUGCUUUUGUACUUUUAAGUAAAAUUUUAGGGCUUUCACUUUAUAUUUACGUUGUAGCAUCCUGUUACUGCUUCUUUCACCACCGAACUACCAUUUUAAAUUCUAUUUUUUCCAUUUUCACCAACUGUCUUAAAAGUACCUUUGAUUUUCUUUUUUCUUUUUGUUUAAGCCACCACAACACAUGCAGCUUUUCAUUUGUGUCGCCUUGUUAUUGGUCUGAAAGUUGCUCCAUCCAGCAGUAAUGGCUCGAAUGUUUUUGAAUAAUAAAAACAGAUAUGUUCACGUGGAGAGUUUGAAACUGACGAUAAUCAGCCAGAAAAGCUCCUCAUUCUCCUGAAACAGAAAGAAAAAACGAAGACUUCAAAAUAAAUGUGUUCAUGUAACAUAACACGUCGCUGAAUGUUCAUCCCGGCACCAGUCGUAUAAAUGUACCAGUUUUGUACAAUAUGCUGUCAAAGAAAAUAAAAAAUACUUUUUAUAUCAAGCUCCCCCGAUGAACGACACGUCGUGAAUACACUUCCCUUUUCCUGUCUCCUCUAAACUGAUGGUGUUGCUGUGUUAUGACCAAUGAUGAUGAUGUUACACAGACCAGGCAGAGUUCAAAUCCAUGACGACAAUCGGUUUUGUACACAGACUCCCUCUUUGGUUUUGUUUUCGUGUCGACAUAGAAACAUGUAUUCUGUAUUGAAAGAAAAUGUAAUAAACAUUUUAUGCUCUUUCCAAGA